This is a messenger RNA of Plasmodium malariae, 3642 nucleotides long. RefSeq names its product conserved Plasmodium protein, unknown function. The record is from RefSeq and is a predicted model, not a curated record. Lineage: Eukaryota; Apicomplexa; Aconoidasida; Haemosporida; Plasmodiidae. The transcript has 2 exons. The coding region runs from base 1 to 3642 and encodes 1213 amino acids.
AUGAAAAAGUACGAACAGAUUGAAUUAGAGCAUUCAAUUUUGAAGAAAACAUUACAGAAAUUUACAAACCAUUCUAGUGAUAAAAAUGGGCAAGAGCGAAAUGAUGAAAUAUUUAUGAGAGAUGUUUCAAUGAAAUAUAAGUACAUGGAGAAUCAGUGCGAAUUUCUAAACGUUAAUUUAAAUAUUCUAAGUCUGGAAAAAGAGAAAGAGGUUAAAAAAAACAGAGAGCUGCAAAAAAUUAUUAACAAACAAAAAAAAGAAAUAGAUGGGUAUAAAAAAAUUUUAGAAAAAUUGAAAAGUAUAAUUAUAUCAUUUAAAAAGAAGAAAGAUGAAGCAGAAAGUAAAAUUUGUUCUAUGAUAGACAAUAACUUAGAGACAAAGAAUGAUAAUAAUUUACUAAAAGAAAUAAUAAAAAUAAAUGAUAGACUUAAUGAUGUUAAUAAGAAAGUAAAUGAACAAGUAAUAGUCGAAUUAGAAAAUACAAGAAAUAAAUUAUGUAUAGCCAAUAAUAAAAUUAAGAAUUUUUUUCAAAUUAUUACUAACAUAAGUGACAGAUAUUUGAAGUGUAAAAAAGAAAAGGACAAAACGUUACUAGCAACGUUAAAAAUUAAUGAACAACUUACAGAAGAACUAAGAAAAAAAAAAGCCAUAGAAAAUUAUAAUAUUCAAUGGAAAGUCAAAUUAGAAGAAUUUAAUGCACUCAACGUUUUGCUAAACUAUUAUGAAGUAAAAUAUAAAGUGAGCAACGCGAAUAGGCACUUAGUCUUGAAGUACAUUAACUCGAUAUCAAGCUCUUCCCCGAUAGAGGGCAUUAAAAGGGGAAAAAGUAAUGGCGUCCUUGGAAGCAGUGAUGGUAGUUGCGCCUAUAAUAGCCGUAAUAAUAUCUUCAAUCUAGAGGAUGAAAAGGCAGUGAACAGUCUUCUCUUCCACCAUCUGUGCAACAUUUAUAACACAGAAAGAAGUAAACAAAAAGAGGAAGUCACAUACGAUGAACAGAUGAACCUAUUAAAAGAGAAAAUUCUAACUGAGUACAUUUCAAAGACGAACCCACAAAAAGAAAACAUGCUUCCUAUUAGUAUGCCUACAAUGGAAAAUGAAAAAAAAGACUUAACUACCUCAGAAGCAUUUGCCCUUAGCAAAUUAAGCUUUUCAAAUAUUGUAGAAAUCCUAUAUUGCAACAUGAAAAUAGUGAAUGAUAUUAUGGACUGUGUAAAUAUGUCCUUGCUCCUUUUGAUAUAUAUACGCGAUACGUAUUUAAAAGAAAUAAUUACAAACAUUAAUGAUCAUCCUUCUUAUGUCCUAUCCUUAGAAAAGGGUAGUAUUAGGUUUGGCAUUUAUUUUUCAAUAACACUCUGUAAUUUUCUUGUAUGUAUAAUAAAAUAUGUCCAAAUUAUUAAAAGCGCGAAUAGAUAUAAUAACAUCCAAUUGUUACAAGAUGAUAGACUUGCCAACAUAUUUUGUCUAUCUAAAUAUAUAUUAGAACAGUUUAUGGAAAAAAUUAAAUUCAAAUUGUUCUCUAAUAACAUUGAUUACUCAACACUUAAUAUGUUAACUAGUAUGCUAAUAGAUAUGCACAACACACUGUUUAUUACCCAUGUGCAAUUAGAUAAACCGGAUGAUAGAAAAAUGGAGGAAAAGAGUUACCAGUCAAAGCGGCAUGCGAUAUACGAAAAGGAGAGGUACAAAAUGACUACGAAAAUAUACAGUAACCACGAAAUGGAUGAAAAUGGAGAAAUCGACCAUAUUUACUAUAUUGAAAAGAAUAACCAAAUGAACGAUAAGGAAAAGGAGAUAAAAUCCAAGGACGUGCGAGAAAUGAAUACAAACGAAACUGUAUCUUCAUUCGAGAUGUUCUGCUUUUUGAACACCGCCAGUGCAGUUAGCAUCCUCCUGAUAAUUGAUAAGGACACAUAUGUCCAUUUUUCCAACGAAGUUGACUUAAAUAUACAAAUGGAGAUAAUUAUAAAAUGUGAGGAGGUACUAAAACUAAUAAAGACACCACAAAAAAUUCUCAAUUUUCAUUUUAUGACUAAGCAGUACAAAAUUUCAUUUAAAAAUUUUAUAAGGUACACAGAAAAGUACAAAGAGGUACUCAUCAAUAACAUAAGUAACACAAAUAAUGAAAAAUGGGGAAAAGAAUUAAGCAGUACAAUAAGUAAAACAAGUAACUACAUUUUAAAAGAAUUAAAAACCAUUUUAGAAAGUUCUAAUAUUUAUUCAAUUGAUAUACAAGAAAAGAAAAAAUUAUUUAUUUUCAAAAUUUUUGAAAAAUAUAUAGAAAUUUACAAUAACGUAAUGUCGAAAAAAAACAAAAGGAUAAUAGAACCUAAGGACUUAGAAGAGAAGGAGGGGGUGAUAAAAAAAUUAGAGGAAAAAGUAAUGUCAUGCACAAAUACAAUUCAAAUGCUAGAAAAGAAUAUUAAUAUUUUAACAAUUAGAGAAGAAAAAUUUAAUAAAAUAAAAAUGGACUUUGACAUUUUAAAAAAAGAAAAAAAUGAAUAUUUAAGUAUUAUUACUGAUUUACGAAAAAGCAAAAAUGAAAGUUUAAAUGAAAUUACUUAUAUUUCUAAAAAUUACAACGAACUGAAGAAUAAAUACAAUGAGUUAUUAAAAAAUUAUGAACAAAAAAAAAAGUAUAUAGGGUCUACCAAAAACUUCGAACAAUCAAAUCUAGACAUUUAUUAUAUGAAAAGAAUUAUAAAUAACUUAUAUUAUGAAAAUUUCUUGACAAAAAUAAAUAAACAUUACUAUCUAUUUGAUCAAAAAAUUAAUUAUUACAAUGAUUUAUAUCUUGAUUCUUUAGCAAUAAAUUUUAAUCACUCCUUAGAAAAUGAAAAUCCUCCAAAAGAAACUAAUGAAAUUAAUAGCAACGAAGUGGAUUCUCCAAACAAUACGAGGGAAAUAAAAAAUGAAAAAAAAAAAAAAAAAAUUACCUUAAAUGAGAAUCAACUUCUUCAAGAUAAUAAUACCUUUUUUUCUAAUACAAAACAUUCAAUGUUAUAUGAUGAUAUUUAUAACUGUGAAAUAAUUAAAAGCAAAUUAAAAAGAUGCAAAACGGAUUAUUUUAAAAAUAAAUUGUAUCAAACGACAUUAAGCAGUUCUUUUAUUCCACGUGAAAAUAAUAAAUCAAUUCAACAUAUUGUUGACAUCAUUGAAUCUUACAAAAUUUUAAAAAACGAUAUAUUCACACAAAUACUGAAUACACCUAUUGGUAGUAUUAAUGACCAAACAAAUACUGGAAGUAGCAGCAAAGGGCACUCUCAAAAGUGCGCCCAAAAGUUAGCUCAAGAGAGGGCUCAUGUGUACAGCAAAUUAAAAUCCCUCAAAAGUGUAGUAAAUAAUUUUUACACUACGAAUAAGUUAGCAAAAUUUAAUGAUGCGGUUUCACUUCAAGAUAGCAUGCUGCGUAUUUCUAUUCAGGGAAAAAAAGAAGCCGAUGAAAGGGUAGUAGCCGGUAGAGAAGCACAGCGAGGGGAUGUAGUAGCUAACGUGGAAGCCAGAAAUGGAGGGGAUGAUUCAAGUAAUAGAACUAAGGAUGGACGUAUCCCUUUUGAACAUGUGACAACUCUCCCAAGCUGUAAUAAGAUUAUACUAAAUGAAAACUCAUUUUCUUAUUUAAUUCAAAAUGUAUUUAAUUUGUAA